CCACAGUGAAGUCACAUCCUCCUCUAUAUAAACAAAAAACACACAUUAGUUUAUUCCAUCUAGCCACACACUACAGUUCCUCAUUGACCUAAUACAGAACAUUUUUUAGCCCAUUUACUGUAGAUUUGAUUCUCCGUGUAACGUUAAACUAGGAAAAAUGGCUUCGACGUUGUCUAGAUCAGCUGUGUUUAGUGGUGUUGAAAGCUAAGCUUCUUUCUCCUGGUGAAAAACGUUCAACAUCACUUAACAUUUAAUUUUUUUGAACGUGUCCUCAGUUCGAUGUGACUUCGCUGCUAAUGUAUUUGCGCGUCAAGUAGUCUUCAAUUUUAUUAUUAUGAGCUUUUGUGGCACACCAGUGUGGAUUGCUAACUGAACCAUUAACUUACCCACCCGGUUCCAGUAUUUAUCUGUCAGUAGAGCCACUCAGGAACUCUGAAGUCCCGUCAACAUAUUACACCAAAAGCCUAGACCCAUAUAAUCAUGACUGCCAUGCGAGUGGAUGCUAAGGUGGUCAUGCUUGGCAAGGAGAGUGUGGGCAAAACCAGUCUGGUGGAAAGAUACGUACAUCGCCGGUUUCUUGUGGGACCAUAUCAAAAUACUAUAGGGGCUGCGUUUGUUGCGAAAGCCCUCAAUGUCAGUGACAAGGUGGUUACUCUGGGAAUAUGGGACACUGCUGGGUCUGAACGUUAUGAAGCUAUGAGCAGAAUCUAUUACAGAGGAGCCCGCGCUGCCAUUGUCUGCUACGACUUGACUGACAGCAGCAGUUUCGGAAGGGCAAGGUUCUGGGUGAAGGAGUUACAGAACUGUGAAGAGCACUGCAAGAUAUAUUUGUGUGGCACCAAGAGUGACCUCAUUGAGGCCGAUCGGAGUGUACGGCAAGUAGACUACCAUGAUGUUCAAGACUUUGCAGAUGAAAUAGGUGCACAACAUUUCGAGACCUCCAGCAAAACAGGAAAAAAUGUUGAUGAGGUGUUUCAGAAAGUGGCUGAAGAUUUCAGUAGCUGUGCUUUAGAGUUCAUGCAAGAAAAGAAGGUGGUGGAUCUUGGGCAAAAGAAGGACUCUUAUUUUGACAACUGCUGCCAUAACUGAGCUAUCACUGGAAAAACUGCUGUAUCAUAUGGUCUAUUUUGGGAUGACUGGAGGCUCAACAUCUUUUAUACUCCUCAAAGCAUCCGCUGGAGUGUUUUUUCUUGUUCUUUUUUUCUGGUGUGCAGUAGAACAUGAAGGAUUCCACUUUUUCCAGUGUUCAAGCAAUGAACUCUUUCUUUAUCAGGAACAUGUUUUUUCAUUUAGUUUUUUUUUUUUUUUUGGACCUGGGAAUGUUGACUGAAGCAAAUAUUAACAGUGCAUGGCAAUCCGUUUUACCAAAAAGACAAGACACAAAGCAAGCUUUAGGGACAGAUUUCAUUGCAUGGAGGUGAUCGUUGCCAAUUUUCACAAACAAUGCCUUGAGUGAUUUAUCACCUUUUAUGAUUUAAAUUGUCUCUAUUUUAUAGAUUUUUGAGGAUCGUAAUGUUUACACCCUCCAUUCAUCACACUGCACUCAUACAUGAACAAUUUACUUUCAUAUGUCCACACUUAAGUUUCAGUUUUCACCGAUCUGAGACCAGUUCAAACAUUUUUCUCAUUAUGUUAAAGAUUUAGAUGUUGUGGAAAUUUAGUCUCCAAUUAAUAUGUUCUUAAAUUAUAACGAAGCUGAAAAAUUGAUGUCAGAAUAUCAAAGGCUAAUUAUUUGAGGCAUUCAUAAAACCAUGAUUAAUCUGAUAUGCGGGAGUCAAACUCUUGUUUGCGUCCUGUAUCUUGUUGUUCAUUAUUUAACAUAUCUUUCCCGCAUUCCAAAAGCAAGUCAAUGUGCAGCAUUUGAUGAAUGUGAUGUUAAUGUUUACAGUGCUAUUUUUAUUAUUUAAUUUUACGUCAUUUGCAAUUUGGGUAAGAUAUUGGGACACUAACUUGUCAGUUGUGAAAAUGUUUGUGCAUACUUUGUACAUACAGCCUUAGUUCACUCUCUGUUCAUGUUGUGCCUGUAUUAAAUACUGCUCAAAAAGGCCUGUAGCUAAAAAUAUGGUUCUUGUGAAACUGUAUAUUUUACGUCAUCCAGAGAAAUCCUGAUAUUGUGCCAUUUUGACUGGAUGUCCUACAGGAAAGAAGGACAGUAUUAUAUUACUUUGUCACAUUUUACAGUGAAAUUACAUUAAAAAUUAAAAAAAGCUGUUGCAUA
Messenger RNA from Carassius gibelio (silver crucian carp), 2218 nucleotides. Its product is annotated as ras-related protein Rab-24-like. The record is from RefSeq and is a predicted model, not a curated record. Gene Ontology annotation, molecular function: GTPase activity; GTP binding. Lineage: Eukaryota; Metazoa; Chordata; Actinopteri; Cypriniformes; Cyprinidae. The transcript is spliced from 9 exons. Bases 481 to 1089 code for a protein of 202 amino acids.